Truncatella angustata is the source of this 966-nucleotide messenger RNA. RefSeq names its product glycoside hydrolase, family 43. The record is from RefSeq and is a predicted model, not a curated record. Lineage: Eukaryota; Fungi; Ascomycota; Sordariomycetes; Amphisphaeriales; Sporocadaceae. Bases 1 to 966 code for a protein of 321 amino acids. The transcript is spliced from 4 exons. Gene Ontology annotation, biological process: carbohydrate metabolic process. Gene Ontology annotation, molecular function: arabinan endo-1,5-alpha-L-arabinosidase activity.
AUGAUCUUCAAGCGUCUCUUAGCUGGCGCGGCUGCCUUGAUCGGCUCCGUUGCCGCCUACGCCAACCCCGGGUCCUGCUCCGGUGCGUGCUGGGCUCACGACCCGGCCGUCAUCCAGCGCACGAGCGACGGCGUAUAUUUCCGCUUCAACACGGGCAGCAAAAUCGGCAUCUGGAAGUCCAGUGCGCUGGAAGGUCCCUGGACCUACCAAGGUGCUGCUAUCCCGGCCGGCAGCAGUAUCGAUCUGGAUGGUAACGAUGAUCUAUGGGCACCGGAUGUUCACAAGGUCGGCGAUACCUACAUCCUUUACUACGCCGUCUCAACCUUUGGUUCGCAGAACUCGGCUAUCGGAUACGCAACAUCCACAACCCUAGAAUACGGCUCCUGGACCGAUCACGGCGCGACGGGCAUCUCCUCCUCAUCAUCCAAGGCCUACAACGCCAUCGACCCGAACCUGGUCGCCGUGGGCUCGAGCUACUACAUGAACUUCGGGUCCUUCUGGGGGGACAUCUACCAGGCGCCAAUGGCGUCCAACGCGCACACGGCGGCCUCGUCCUCGUACCAGAUCGAGUACCAGCCCUCGGGGAGCCACGCGUCCGAGGGCGCCUUCAUGUACUACCGGUCCGGGUACUACUACCUGUUCUGGAGCGAGGGCAUCUGCUGCGGGUACGACACGAGCAAGCCGGCGACCGGCGCCGAGUACAAGAUCCGCGUGUGCCGCAGCACGAGCGCCACCAGCGGCUUCGUCGACGCCUCCGGCACCAGCUGCACCAGCGGCGGCGGCACCACCGUCCUCGCCAGCCACGACUAUGUAUACGGGCCGGGCGGCCAGGGCGUCUUUGCCGACAGCACACACGGCACUGUGCUCUACUACCACUAUGCAAACACAAACGUUGGCCUGGGCGAUGCGGACUAUAUCUUUGGUUGGAACGUGGUCAGUUGGUCUGGUGGUUGGCCGACUGUCUAA